CCUGUGCUCAACUGAGGAAUCAUUAGCAGUCCUCCGACACACAGUAGACCUGGCCAUCACCUUUAUCUCCAGAAGUUAUGGCAGUAUAUCCACAGCAGAUGCCAGUAGUGAACAUCCAGCCUGGGAUGUUUCAGUCACCUACAGACCAAAAGACUACGUGGAGCAGUGGUAUCUGUGACUGUUGUGAAGACAUUCAAAUCUGUUGCUUUGGAUUCUGGUGCCCCUGCUGUCUGCUGUGUCAGAUCAGUUCGGACUUUGGGGAAUGUUUCUGCCUCUGCCUGCUGGAUAUGUUUUCUGGCUGCAUCCCAUCUACCUCUAUGGCCCUCAGGAGCACCAUGAGGGAGAGAUUCCGCAUUCAGGGGAGUAUUUGCAGCGACUGUGCCGUGGUCACCUUCUGCACCCAGUGUUCCUGGUGCCAGAUGGCCCGCGAAAUGAAGGUUCGCCGGCGCCCGCACGUAUUCGCCAACGCCCCGUCCUCUGUUCAGAUCCACAUGCAUGCCGCUCAGCCCAUGGCUUAUACCACCACUCCACCCACAGGCCUCUACCCUCCGGCGCCAUAGCUUAGCUAACCUGCGUGAGGGGGAGAUGAAUUAGAGGCUGUGGAUGUAGAAUGCCAACCUAUGAAUGACUAGACAGGGCAAUCAGCUGUAUGACAGUGGGCAUUACAGACAGCCUAUGUAAUCAUAUAAAUCAUAAUAAUCAUGAAAAAUCGUAAUAAAGCUACUACUUUGUAGAGAAAUCGUAUCAUAUAUAUCAAACAGAAAAUUAUCAUAAUGACAUUAUGGUGAAUAAUGAAUGAAAAUCAAAAUACAAAUCUGUCAAAUUAUACAUUAUUACUCAAUAAUAUAUUGUCAAAAUACCAUUGUCAAUAUACCAUGGCUGUGUCCAGGCACUCCACGAUGCGUCGUGCCUACGAACAGGUCUUAAGCCAUGGUAUAUUGAUAAUAUACCAUACACCCCUAUUCCUAAUUGCUUACGCAUACCACUGGUAUGACAUUGCAUACCGUUUUGCUAUUCUAAUUGUAUCAUUAACUGGUUUAUAAUAGCAAUAAGGAAUAUUGGAAGUUUGAAUAUUGGAAUGCUUGUGCUGUGUUGUGCCUAAGAACAGCACUUAGCUGUGGUAUAUUUACAAUAUACCACACCUCCUCAUGCCUUAUUGCUUAAUUACAACCUAUAAGAAAAAAAUAUUAAAGUGAAUACUGACACUGAGUGACUUAUUCAGUGUGAUAAGAAGCGCUGUGACCAGGAUAGAAGGACUGCAGCCCCAGUAGUGACCAGACAUAAGGAUCAGUGACAGCUACAAAAAGGGAUGGAUAGAAAUGAAUGCAGACAAAAUCUGAAAUGGGAAAAUGUUCCUUGAAAAGAUAUGCCCACUUUGAAUUUGAUGCCAGCAACACGUUUCAAAAAGACUGGGACAGGUGCAACAAAACAAUGAAAAAACGUUAUGUAAUAAAAAAGGGAACCAGGUAGAACAUCACACAACGUAUUAUGUUAAUUGGCAACAGGUCAGUAACAUAAUUGGGUUAAAAAGAUCAUCCCAGAGAGGAUGAGUCUUUCAGG
This is a messenger RNA of Esox lucius (northern pike), 1560 nucleotides long. Its product is annotated as cornifelin homolog. NCBI's taxonomy places the organism in Eukaryota, Metazoa, Chordata, Actinopteri, Esociformes, Esocidae. The transcript is spliced from 4 exons. Bases 78 to 560 code for a protein of 160 amino acids. The record is from RefSeq and is a predicted model, not a curated record.